This is a messenger RNA of Pteronotus mesoamericanus, 1811 nucleotides long. RefSeq names its product lectin, mannose binding 2 (gene LMAN2). Gene Ontology annotation, molecular function: D-mannose binding. The transcript is spliced from 8 exons. Gene Ontology annotation, cellular component: endoplasmic reticulum-Golgi intermediate compartment; endoplasmic reticulum membrane; Golgi membrane. Lineage: Eukaryota; Metazoa; Chordata; Mammalia; Chiroptera; Mormoopidae. Gene Ontology annotation, biological process: endoplasmic reticulum to Golgi vesicle-mediated transport. The coding region runs from base 221 to 1291 and encodes 356 amino acids. The record is from RefSeq and is a predicted model, not a curated record.
GAGGCUGGCCGACAGGUGCUUAGGGGAAGCCCAGAAAGUGGAACUGCACUCGAUCAGAAUGGGGGCCGCUCUGCGAAUAAAGCCGCCGUCCCCUCUGCUGUGAGGCUGUGCUUUUAGCUCCUGGUGACACUAGAUUUGGAGGGUUUCCGCCCGGAGGCCACUACUUGGGACAUCCGGAAGGCGGAAGUCCACGGCCGGAAGUGGCGGAGAGGAAAGGAGAAUGGCGGCGAAAGGACGGAUUUGGCGCUGGGGCUGGGGCCGGCGGUGCCCGGGGAGGCCUGGGCUUCCCGGCCCCGGCCCUGGCCCCACGAUAUCUCUACUUCUUAUCCUGUUGCUGGGGCCUGUGACUGCAGAUAUAACUGACGGCAACAGUGAACACCUCAAGCGGGAGCAUUCGCUUAUCAAGCCCUACCAAGGGGUCGGUUCCAGCUCCAUGCCCCUCUGGGACUUCCAAGGCAGCACUAUACUCACGAGCCAGUACGUGCGUCUGACCCCUGAUGAGCGGAGCAAAGAGGGCUCUAUCUGGAAUCACCAGCCUUGCUUCCUCAAGGACUGGGAGAUGCACGUCCACUUCAAAGUGCACGGCACCGGGAAGAAGAACCUCCACGGAGACGGCAUUGCCUUGUGGUAUACCCGGGACCGCCUCGUGCACGGGCCUGUGUUUGGAAGCAAGGACAACUUCCACGGCUUAGCCAUUUUCCUGGACACGUACCCCAACGACGAGACCACUGAGCGCGUGUUCCCGUACAUCUCGGUGAUGGUGAACAAUGGCUCCCUGUCCUACGACCACAGCAAGGACGGCCGCUGGACCGAGCUGGCGGGCUGCACGGCCGACUUCCGCAACCGUGACCAUGACACCUUCCUGGCUGUGCGCUACUCCCGGGGCCGUCUGACGGUGAUGACUGACUUGGAGGACAAGAACGAGUGGAAGAACUGCAUCGACAUCACGGGCGUGCGCCUUCCCACCGGCUACUACUUUGGGGCCUCGGCUGGCACCGGUGACCUGUCUGACAAUCACGAUAUCAUCUCGAUGAAGCUGUUCCAGCUGAUGGUAGAACACACCCCCGACGAGGAGAACGUCGACUGGACCAAGAUCGAGCCCAGCGUCAAUGUCCUCAAGUCGCCCAAAGACAACGUGGACGACCCGACGGGGAACUUCCGCAGCGGGCCGCUGACGGGCUGGCGGGUGUUCCUGUUGCUGCUGUGCGCACUCCUGGGCAUCAUCGUGUGUGCCGUGGUGGGCGCCGUGGUGUUUCAGAAGCGGCAGGAGCGCAACAAGCGUUUCUACUGAGCAGCCGGCACUCGGCUCGGGGAGGCCUGGUCGUGGCCUCCAGUGCUAAUGUGAACUUUUUUUUUUUUACUGAGAUUGUAAAAGAAAAACAAGAUGACCUUAUUUCUUAACAAUUUCAAAGAAAUAAUUAAAGUAUUUUCGUACCUUUUGCUUCUUGCCCAAGCAGGGACAGGCUGCAGGGGCAGGGAAUAGGGUUCGGCGCCCCGCCCCCCGCCGCCCCGGGAGACAGAGGCCCUUGCCCGCGGCCGGCAUCUCAGGAGUAGGGGUCUGUUCCUGGAGCUGCGCCAAGGCCCCAGCAGGUGGCUGUUGAACACUGGAGACCCCUUGGUUGCAGGGGUGGGCGCCCGAGGACACGGGCAGUGAUUUUGUUCUGUGCCGCACGCGUGGCAGAAGAGGAGGCCGAGCGGGGAACCUAGGCGCACGUUCGCCUCUGAGCUCCCCAAGACAGACUCUUGAAUGAGGCUGGGGGAGCAGUGUGUGGGGCCCAGAGUGCGGCUGUUUGCUGAAUAAAGUAAAAUGA